UCUCCUUAAUAGGAGGUCACGUGAUAUCACGUGAUAUGAAUAUUCAUAGACUUUUCCAUAUUUAUCAAAUUUAUGCAUGCGAUUAACCAAUGAAAUGCCGCCAAGGAAUAGUAAACAGUCGAUGACGACAAGAUAGGCAACUGGUUUGCCCAAGCCAUCAGCUGUUUUUGACAGAAGGGUUAUUGUGGAAACAAUUUUUUCAAAUAUCUGCUUGCACCGCUCGUUUAUUUUAAAACAUAAUUGCUCACAAGUAGAACGUGCAUCGAUUAUUACGCAACAAUGUUGAGUGGCGUCACCAGUUAUUUAUUUGGCACCAGGCCAAAAGAACUGGAGCCAACAGAUGGUGAUGAAGCUGGAACUAAAGAAGUUGAUGUGCCAACUCGAGACGGGGAACUAGGGUGGGUGAUAGUCGACACCCCAGAGGUUAAAAAAGCAGAAAGUGCAAAGAGGAAAAAUAGCUGUAAUGUUGAUACGAACCCGUUGGAGAACCUGCUCAUAGAACACCCCAGCAUGUCUGUGUACACAUCGCUGGAGUGCGACGAGAAGGCCAACGCCAUUUCGCAGGAUUCCGGUGAUAUGGAAGUCGAAGCAAGCAGCGCUGCCGUUGUCACUGCCGCCUGCCGCGACAAGAAGCGGGUCACCCACCAGCCUCCGAGACGGGCACGCGCAGUUGCAGCGCGCGCUGGCCUCAUUGCUCAGAUCGAGAACAUCAAGGAGGCCCAGCGUGAACAGACCCGCUGGGUGACGAAGAAACUCAGCCGCAAGCUUACCAACAAGGAGAACAAGGUCAGGGAACAUAGUGCCUUAGGGAAGCAGCAGAGCAAACGCGCACGCAUUCAGAAACCCUCGGGAUGCAUGAGCGGCCGAAUGGGGCAGAGGAAGCUUUAAUCAGCUGUGUCUUUAGUCUCUCCUCUCUUCACGUUCUUGCCACUGAGUGGUUGACGAAUUCAUCUCUGGGUUGUUUAUAUUAAUAUUAAUAUAUAUAUAUAUAUAUAUAUAUACACACACACAUUGUAUUGUAUACCUGUAUAUAUAUAUAUAAAUUGUGUGUUUGUGUUCCACCAUUUUCUCAAAUGUAUUUUUGCUUGCAAUUUGUUUAUAAGUAAAUACAUUUGGACAAAAUAUGUUGUUUGUAAAUGUGUACAUGUUUUUAAUGGAGGUAGUAUCAAAAUAAGUUUCUAUGUAUUAUUUAUAUUACGUUUCGUUUGUGUAUUGGAAAUACCUGACUAUUGGUACAUUAUAUGUUAUGUACCUACAAUGCAGAUUCGUUCCUUUCAAAAACUGUUUUUGGAAGAAUUCUUAGAUGGAUAAAAUAUCCUGUAAUAUAGUGGUCAUUGUUGGUUAGUUGGACAUAUUUAACAUAUCUUAUGUUGGUUUUUUCCUCGAAAUAUCAUGUUUUUGAUACAUGUAUACAAAAAUUUAAUUGUUCUUUUGGGCAUCUACAAAGUUUCAUCAAUUUAAAUUAUGAUAGAAAAUUUUAGACUUUGUGUCUUAAUCUGUGGCAUCUUUUCUUGAAAUAUUUUCUCUAUAUUAUAUAUACAUGCAUUAUUUAAUUAUCAAGGAGUUGGUUUUUCGAAAAAUCUCUUCACCAAUUUGUUAAUCCGUAAUGUUUUGUGGUAUAUGUGUUCUUUGUAAUAGGUCCGUUUACCUUCCAAACCUACAAAAAGAGUAACUGUAGAAAAAAAAAAAAAAAAAUAGAAAAAUGAAAAGUACAAAAUAGAAGUAAACAUUGUAUUAGAUAGUUUUAAUGUAUUAAGUUAGUUUGUUGGUUGGUAUUUAUUCUAUAAUAACG
Gigantopelta aegis is the source of this 1792-nucleotide messenger RNA. Its product is annotated as tumor protein p53-inducible nuclear protein 2-like. The record is from RefSeq and is a predicted model, not a curated record. The coding region runs from base 280 to 888 and encodes 202 amino acids. Gene Ontology annotation, cellular component: nucleus; autophagosome. Lineage: Eukaryota; Metazoa; Mollusca; Gastropoda; Neomphalida; Peltospiridae. Gene Ontology annotation, biological process: positive regulation of DNA-templated transcription; autophagosome assembly. The transcript is spliced from 3 exons.